CCGAUACGCCACUAAUUGAUUACCUUCUAUCUUGUCAGCGGUCAGAAAUCGGAAGAAAUUAUCGAUGAUCUCAGGAUUUGCGAGAAGGGGAAUGAGUAAUUUUGUUGGAGGAAGUAUUACUGUUCUUUCGUGAUUGCUCGAGUUAUUGUAGUUGAAGACCGACCAACAUUAAAGAAAAGAAUUGGCGCUUUGUUUUUAGCUUUCAUGGGAGAUUAAUUGGGCUUUCCCAGAAAUUUUCGUAUUCGAUUCGUUUUCUCUUUCGAUCGAGGCUCUGGGAGGAGACAAAGAUCGCUGAAAAUUUCAAUUUAGUUGGAGGUGAAGAUGGCAUCAGCAGGAUUUGCCCGUCAGACAAGUUGGUUUAGCCGGAAGAUCGUCGAUCCUCUCCUCAAAAUCCUCCAGAGGGGUGCAGAGCCAAAACAAUUGGCAUUCUCGGCAGCUCUCGGCCUAACCCUGGGAUUGUUUCCUAUAUGCGGGGUCACUGUCUUCCUAUGUGGGUUUGCAAUUGCAUUGCUUGGAUCUCUUUGUCAUGCUCCAACAGUGAUGCUUGCUAACUUUAUUGCUACUCCCAUAGAAUUGAGUUUGGUGGUGCCUUUCUUGCGCUUUGGUGAAGCCAUUUCUGGGGGACCUCGUUUCCCAUUUACACCUGAUGCUUUGAAGAAAAUUUUUACUGGCCAAGCUUCGUAUGAAGUGCUAUUGAGUAUUGCUCAUUUGUUGUUGGGAUGGCUUGUCGCUGCACCCUUCAUUUUGUGCACUGGAUAUCUACUGUUUUUACCAUGUUUCAAGAUUUUGGUCAGUAAGUUCAGCACUGUUUCUUCAAGCCCAAGGAAGCCAACUAAUUCACACUCUGAUGCUAAACUGAAGGCGAGGGAUAUCUAAUUUAAGCAUCAUAGAAUUGGUGUUUUCCUGGCUACUCUCUUUAACGUGGGGGCCUUCUUUGUGUGUAUUACUGUGGCGUUACUUGCUCGGUCGAAUUCCCAGUCUCUGCUUUCAGUUUCUUUGCUUUGCAAUGGUAUGACUGCAAUUUUCUCGGUGAAAUUUUGAUCAAGAUAUCAUAAUAGCUGGGCUGGCUACUACUUAUUUCACCGCAUUAUUGUAUCGAAUGCAGCCUACCUUCCUUCACCAAUCAAACUUUAGGGAUAGAAAAAUGUCAACUUCGUGAAAUUAAGGACGAAAAUGAGAUUUAAUCCAAGCGCUUAUGGACCACAGAGGUAAUGUAUCAUUUUCAACAUCUUAAUGGUGUUUGGUGGCAUAUUAAAUAAAGUGAAUUUGAAAUUUUUUUA
This is a messenger RNA of Momordica charantia (bitter melon), 1280 nucleotides long. RefSeq lists its product as uncharacterized. Lineage: Eukaryota; Viridiplantae; Streptophyta; Magnoliopsida; Cucurbitales; Cucurbitaceae. Gene Ontology annotation, cellular component: intracellular membrane-bounded organelle. The record is from RefSeq and is a predicted model, not a curated record.